AUGCAUUGUUUAAAAGAGCUUAAAGCCAUUGCCCAGUUUGAUCCCAUGGAGAAGUGCGUGACGAUUGCACAAGCCUGUAAUAGGUAUUGGCGAAAAUGCGUUAUGAUACCAGAUUCCAUGGCCAUAGAACCCGAUUGCGGUUGGGAAGGCGCUAGACCCAAUCAUUCCCACGUGGCCUUAGAAUGGUUACUCUGCACCGAGCGAGAUCUGGGUACUAGACUCCAACAUGCGCGACAUGGAGGUGAAUACAGUAUCCCCCAGGGUCCCAUUGUGCAUCGCGUGGAUGGAUACGAUGCCCAAUCCCGUACUAUUUACGAAUUUCACAGCUAUCUCUUUCAUGGUUGCCGAGACUGUUACCCACAAAGAAAUCAGAUCCCAUUUUCUACUUCGGGACUAAUCGUAGAAGCAUGCCGACGACAGACCACCCAGAAAAUAUCCAAGUUACGUCAGAUAGGAUAUACGGUGGUAGAAAUGAGGCAGUGCCAAUGGGAAAGACUCAAGAAAUCUCGCAAAGGCAUUGGAGAAUUCAUCCAGUCCCUAACCCUGACCACACCCAUUAAUCCGCGUGAUGCUUUCUCUGGCGGAUGGACAGGAGUGAGGACUCUCUACCACCGCGUGGACCCCACCCAACGAGAACAGAUCCGAUAUGUAGACGUGACUUCCGAGUACCCAUGGGUCAAUAAAUAUGGAGAAUACCCCGUCGGACAUCCUACCAUCUACUUAGAACCAGAAAAUCAAGAUCCCAACGCAUACUAA
Messenger RNA from Stylophora pistillata, 756 nucleotides. RefSeq lists its product as uncharacterized. The record is from RefSeq and is a predicted model, not a curated record. Lineage: Eukaryota; Metazoa; Cnidaria; Anthozoa; Scleractinia; Pocilloporidae.